Messenger RNA from Colletotrichum tamarilloi, 582 nucleotides. RefSeq lists its product as uncharacterized. The transcript has 2 exons. The record is from RefSeq and is a predicted model, not a curated record. NCBI's taxonomy places the organism in Eukaryota, Fungi, Ascomycota, Sordariomycetes, Glomerellales, Glomerellaceae. Bases 1 to 582 code for a protein of 193 amino acids.
AUGGGCGGAGAUGAUGAGGACAACUCCAACAAUAAGGACCCGACACGAAUUCCAGACGAUGAUAAGCCGAUGAUAGACUACGAGCUUCCCGCCCCGCCGCCCGCGGCCGUAUUAGCGGGGCCGUCGACGGACAUGUCUUUGUCGGAAACCGAAUCCGAAAGAGAGUUUCCGAUGAGACAGAUUAGUCAAAAUCUCGGCCGGGGACGGCGAAGGUCCCGGAAGACAAGACCCGUCCGGCAACAGCAGCACAAGCAUGCCGGGUCCGAGAGCCGAGGGUUUGCGGUACACUUGGGGUUGAAUCUUGAUAUUGAGGUUACCCUCAAGGCGAGGAUAUUCGGAGACUUGGAAAUUAGCGCUUUCGAUUACGAGCUGAGGGUAUACACAAAAUUCGCCGAGACUGGCGUCGCUGAACUGGAUGAGCUUCUGUCAGACAGCAAGCAAUGCUGCAACACAGCCGGUCCGAUGCUGUGGGUUCUCGUACUCUCAGAACACACCAGCACGGAACGCGAUGGCCAAGUCCAAGGCAGCUCAGCUGUCUAUUGUAUCUUCGAGAAAGAAGAGGACAAGGAUCAUCGGAGGUGA